GAUGACCAAGUGGCUGGAGCUGCUGGACAUAGCAGGGUUCUGCUUAUGUGCUGAAUAUGAGAAAAAUACUGUUACGAUGCAUUUGCUAUGAGUCUCUUCCCCUUUUCGACUUCUAUAUGGAGGAAUUCCCAAAGAGACUGGCUAUCAUAUGAGGUUCCUUUGCUUGUACUCUGGCAUUCUCACUUGAUUAAGGACUUCUCCACAAGGCCAGCUCCUAUAGUGGCAAUUUUUAGUUAUGUUUGGAAGUUCUUUUUUGAAAGACUCAUCCUUUGUGAUCUAUCAACAUGAUCACCCACUAUAUUCAAUUUCCUAACAAAAUGAACUUUGUUUCUCCAAACAUAUUGUGUAGGCUUGUGGGGUACAGGCGACUCUUCUCAUGCUUUCUUUUCAUCCCAUCUGUCCGUUCAAUGAUCUCCAUAUGAUGGGUCCCUGGUUACUUGCAUUCUUUUUUCUUUUCCCCCAUCUUUUCUUUUUUCUUGCCCAUUCAUUAGAGGACCUUCCUUUGAUGUACAUGAGGUUUGGUAUUAGAUGAUGAUUAUUUUUUUCAGAAAAAGGUGUGUUUUCCCAUCCAGUUUUCAACUUUUAGAGCCCUGUGGUGAUUGUGGAGUGGUGCAGAUUGGUUAGAGGAAGAAAGCAACUUCAAGAAUCAUGUUGGAGUGAAAGCUACCUCAAUUGUAGAUAAUCUUUACAAAGGGUGGCUAUCUGCGUAAAAUGCAUUAUCAUCUGACCCUCAACCAGAAGCAGAGAUUUUUGGUUUCUCUUAAAGCUCAAAGGAAAAUUAACUGCAGACCACUUGUAAUCAGAUCUGCAUUAAAGAAGCUCCAGUCAGAUGUUAGUAAUGGUGACAAUGGAGCAACAGAACCUGCUGGGGUUCUUCUUGAGAGACUGUUUGCAAAGAGACAGAAACUAGAAGAGAUGAUGAGUAGAGAUUCCAAUCUUUCUGAUGAUGCUGAACUGAACAUGAACCUCGAAAUCUUGGAAUCGGACAUUCAAGCUGCCUUGUCAGCCCUGAGGAUGAAGGAAGAAGAUCUUCAGGAUGCUGAGAGGAGAGUACUAGUUGAGCAAACCAAAUUAAACCUGACAAAACAAGACUUGGAGAGACGAGAGGAAGAGAUUACUACUGUAUUUGAUAAGCAACUACAAAUGGAAGAAGACCUGAAGAAGGCUAACGGUGACCUAGCUUCUCAAGCCAGACAGAUUGAAGAUCUAAAAUUGUUGGUUGAGGAACAAGGGGAGAAAAUUGCCAGUUUACAAGUUUCACUUUCUCAGAAGGAAGAUGUUUUGGAAAAGCUUGAAAACGAAUUGAUGAUGAAGAAUGAGGAGGCAAGAAUUCUAAGUUCAGCAAUUGACUCCAAAGAACAGCUUUUAUAUGAAGCCAAUGAAGUCAUCAGGGAGCAAGAAACAAAAAUUGAAGCACUUCAACAAGACAUUAAAGAAAAAGAACAUGAUUUAGCUGAGUCACUUAAAAUGAGGAAAGCUGAUGAAGAGAGGACAAAAGUUCUGGAGGCAACCCUUGAAAAGCAGACAGUCGAAUGGUUAAAAGCACAAAAAGAAUUAAAGGAACUGACGGAGCAAGCAUCUCAGAACAUCAAUGAUAUGGAGGAGUCUUUUGAGGAGUUCCAAAGAGUUAGAUCACUUCUUGCUGCUGUAAGAUCUGAAUUGAUAUCUUCACAAGAAUUUCUUGCUUCCUCUCGCAGAAAAAUGGAGGAUCAAGCAUUUCAGUUCGAGAAACAAGUGGCAGAAAUCAAUGAACAGAAAUUCUUAGUGAUGUCAUACUCUGAGAAUUUGAAAGUUGCUCAAAUCAAAGUUGAGAACAAGAGAUCUGAGUUAAGAGUUGCACAUGCUCGGUGCAAGGAACUGGAAACACAAUUAUCAGUAGAGAAAGAAAAUAUAGAACGUUUGCAAGAGGACUUGAGUAGAGAAAGAGCUUCCUUAGAACAAAAAACCCAAAAAGUAGCCUUGCUCCAAAAUGAGCUUCGAGAGAAAGAAAUGGAGUAUAGUGAUAUCCAAAAUCUUCUUCAGGUGAAGGAGUCUGAACUGGUGGAAGCCAGCCUUCAAAUCCAACAUUUGAAAUCUGAGAAGGCUCAUGUUCAGGCCAUCUUGCAAGAAAAAGAUAAUGAUUAUUUCAAUGCUCAGAAGAAAUUAGCUGAGGUUAAUCAUGAUAUUGCAGAGUUGCAAAGGUUAAUAAACAGCAAAGAAGAGCAGCUUAUCCAAACCACAACAAGAUUACAGGAGAAGGAAGAGAAAAUUCAAAUAAUGCAACAUGAUUUAGAUAACACAAAGCUCAAGUACUCAGAAGCAACAUCAAUUGUACAACGAAUAGCCCAACUCACAAACAAGCUGGUUGUUUCUGUGAAAGAUGAAGAGGGCUGCAUUUCUGCUCCUGUGGAUGAGGGAAGUCUGCUUGGUGAUGUGGGGCAUGAUGCUAGUUUCGGGAAGCAGAAACAGCUUGAGACCGAGCUUGAGAUGGUGAAGAAAUCACUGAGACAAAAGGAGAUGGACUUCCUUGCUGCUCAGAAAGCUUUGACUAUUAAGGAGCAAGAGUUCAGAGCAGCUCUGAAAAGGUUGGAUAUGCAGGAAAAAGAACUAAAGACAAUGAAAGAACGGUUACGGGGAGAUGCUGAUGGGCUAAUGAAACUGUAUAGCCUGGCCCAGGAGAGAAUUGGGGGCAGAAGUGUGGGGGACUUGGCAAUUGAAAGGCUUCAGGUUGAGGUGGCCCAGCUGGAAGCUGAAGCUGCAACCACUGCUCUCCAGAAGCUUGCAGAUAUGACUUGUCAGCUUUUGAAAGACCCUGACCCAAAUAUGGAUAUAGGCACUGUUAUGCUGCCAGCAGAAGGUGUGGGUUCUAGUGCAUACUCGUAUGGAAGAAUUAAGGGUCUUGAGGAGGCUGAGAAGGAGGUUGCCCAUCUUUUUGCUUUGACAGAGCAACUUGUGAACGAGGCCAGAAUUAGUGUCACUGAACAGCAGCAUUGAGCAGACAACUGAUCCAUAAAUCUAAUUGAUUGCCUUGUUCAGCAAGAUGACUCCAAUUUUUUCUGAUUUUCCUACAUAUUUAAAAUCUACAAUCAAUAACCUUUGUUGCAAAAAAGAUAAUCCAUCAUAGGUCAAAAUUUCAGCUGGUUUAGAACAUUUCUUAGGUCCUAUCAUACUUUCUUCUUUGAUACUCCCUGUAAAUCUUUGGAAUGUAAGACUCAAAUGAACAAAGAAUUUCUGAGUGAAAGUAUUCCAGGUUGGAUUUUGAUAUCUGAUUACUUGCUGCAGCAAAAUCCAAUAAAAAAGAGGAAGAAAGCUGAAAGUUGCAUCGGGUUAACAAGUUUUCCUGUGGACACAGCCAGAUGUCAGCCACAUUAUUCCUCAAAAUUUCGUUUAAGUUAUCCUUUUUUCCUCAUUGUGAAAUACUCUUGAAUGAUUGUAUAGCUGAUGCUACCUUUUGCUGCUGCUUC
This is a messenger RNA of Phoenix dactylifera (date palm), 3443 nucleotides long. NCBI's taxonomy places the organism in Eukaryota, Viridiplantae, Streptophyta, Magnoliopsida, Arecales, Arecaceae. The record is from RefSeq and is a predicted model, not a curated record.